Hylaeus volcanicus is the source of this 3109-nucleotide messenger RNA. It is a transcript of the gene HDAC1, whose product is annotated as histone deacetylase HDAC1. Lineage: Eukaryota; Metazoa; Arthropoda; Insecta; Hymenoptera; Colletidae. The transcript is spliced from 9 exons. Bases 127 to 1605 code for a protein of 492 amino acids. The record is from RefSeq and is a predicted model, not a curated record. Gene Ontology annotation, molecular function: histone deacetylase activity.
ACUGCGCUUGCGUAGACGAGUGAUCUAGUGACGCUGUGUUCUGUCGGUGGGUGCCGCGACACUCCGCGGUUCGCGUUUGAUUCAUAUCAGAUAUUUUGCAAUUUAGUCGAAAGAAAUCAGUGGAAAAUGUCGACGAUACCACACAGCAAGAAGCGCGUCUGCUACUACUACGACAGUGAUAUUGGAAAUUACUACUAUGGACAGGGACAUCCCAUGAAGCCACAUCGUAUAAGGAUGACACAUAAUUUACUUCUCAAUUAUGGUCUUUACAGAAAAAUGGAAAUAUAUCGACCUCAUAAAGCUACAGCUGAUGAAAUGACAAAAUUUCAUAGCGACGAAUAUAUAAGGUUCCUGAGAUCCAUAAGGCCUGAUAAUAUGUCAGAGUAUAACAAACAAAUGCAAAGAUUUAAUGUUGGAGAGGAUUGCCCUGUUUUUGAUGGUUUAUAUGAAUUUUGUCAAUUAUCAGCCGGUGGUUCUGUAGCUGCUGCUGUAAAGCUUAACAAACAGGCUUCAGAAAUUUGUAUAAAUUGGGGUGGUGGUUUACAUCAUGCCAAAAAGAGUGAGGCAUCUGGGUUUUGUUAUGUUAAUGACAUUGUACUAGGAAUCUUAGAACUGCUUAAAUAUCAUCAAAGAGUUUUAUAUAUUGAUAUUGAUGUUCACCAUGGUGAUGGAGUAGAAGAAGCAUUUUAUACCACUGAUAGAGUAAUGACAGUUUCCUUUCAUAAAUAUGGUGAAUAUUUUCCUGGUACUGGUGAUCUUCGCGAUAUUGGAGCAGGGAAGGGAAAAUAUUAUGCUGUGAACAUACCUCUAAGAGAUGGUAUGGAUGAUGAAAGUUAUGAGUCAAUAUUUGUACCUAUUAUUUCAAAAGUAAUGGAAACAUUUCAGCCAUCAGCAGUUGUUUUACAGUGUGGUGCUGAUUCAUUAACAGGAGAUAGGUUGGGUUGUUUCAACUUAACAGUAAGAGGUCAUGGUAAAUGUGUUGAAUUUGUAAAAAAAUAUAAUCUCCCUUUUUUGAUGGUUGGCGGUGGUGGAUACACUAUCAGGAAUGUAUCCAGAUGCUGGACAUAUGAAACAUCAGUGGCUCUUGGAUCAGAAAUUGCAAAUGAAUUACCUUAUAAUGAUUAUUUUGAAUAUUUUGGACCUGAUUUUAAAUUACACAUUAGUCCCUCAAACAUGGCAAAUCAAAAUACUCCUGAAUAUCUUGAAAAGAUUAAGACUAGAUUAUUUGAAAAUCUACGAAUGUUGCCUCAUGCACCAGGUGUACAAGUUCAACCGAUACCAGAAGAUGGUGCAGUAAUCGAAGAUUCUGAGGCUGAGGAGAAAGUAAAUCCGGACGAACGAUUACCACAACGGGAUUUAGACAAAAGGAUACAACAUGAAAAUGAAUAUAGCGAUAGUGAGGAUGAAGGAGAAGGAGGACGAAGAGAUAAUAGGUCAUUUAAGGGUUCCAGGAAACGACCUCGUCUAGAGAAAGGUCAAGAAGGCAUAGAAAGCGAUCUCAAAAAAGAGGAAGAUAUAAAAUCGGAACCAAAAGAAAAUGAGAAAGACGAAAAAGCAAAUGCCACAAACGAGGAAACAAAGAAGGAUGGUGGAGCGAAUCCCUGAUAAAUGGUUGUCAUUGAACAUUUAAGAAAUUGGAAAAAGUCCUUAUUUAAAUCAAGUAUAAAUAAGUAUAGAUAACUUAAGUCAAGAAUCAUACGAUGUCCGCUGCCUCGAACUCGGUAAUACAAUUCUAAAUUAUGAUUAUCACUUUUUAUUAUUUUAUUCGGAAAUAUCUAUUUCUGUAGAAACGUUGGUACAUGUAUAUAUAUCGAAUUGAAUUCGUGGCAAGCUGCAUUGUUACCACGAUACACGUAUGAGCGUGUAAUACUUCAAGCGCUCUGCAAUUUCAAUUGUCUCAUUAAAUUUACAGACGUUUUCCGAUAUUCUUAAAUUGACAAUUUAUCAAAUGACCGGUUCUAAAACUAUUGUUGGGAUCAGUCAGUAUCUUGAAUAAUCUGUCGAAUUUUAUGAUCCUGCCAAAUUCACCUUUGUAUACAUUUAUAUAGAAUAAAAGUAACGAGUCAGUUGAGGUAAGUACCUUGAUUGUACAAAGAAUUUUCAUAUCGAUUAAAAAAAUACAUUUUAUAACAUUUAUUUGUUUUGUUCAAUGAGAUCAUAAGAUACCGACAGCAUUUGAAGAUACCUAACCUUACGAUUAGCAUGUUCCGAUAAAUCAUGCAAGAAAUAUAAUGUUUAUAACAUUUUGGGCGCUCGAAGUCCUUUUUCUUCUUAUCCAUUACUCGCAGUGUGAUCUUGAUUAAACCGUUUAAUAAGCGCGAUUUAUAAUCGAAAGAAAGAGCGAUUAUAUAACGGGCAAGUAUUAGAGAUUAACAAAUUUUUUUGCUUCCUAUUCUUGUACAUAAAGUAAAAUCAGGUUUAAACGAAGUCCUACAUGCAAUAAUACUAUACGAUAACAAUAACGAUAUUCGUUUUGAUAUGUAAAGUAUUUUAUUUUAUAUGAAUGAAAUUGAUUGAUCGGCGAAGACGAAAGUACGGAGAAAUUAAAACAGUCAAUGAACGUAUUAAAUUCAAACAUAGAUUAGAAUCUUAAUCAUAAAUUAAGCAAAAGUAAUUGUAAGAUUUCAAAAUUAUGUAUGUAACGCAGUCGAUUUAUAUCUGUAUACCGAGGCUGCGAAAGUACUGUCGUUCAGAAAAAAGAAAAAGAAGAGCGUCUCGCAGAUGCAUUUAUAAAAUUGUUACCCUCCAAUCGCAGUACUUUGGAUGUUUAUGUAAAAGUAAAAAUACAUUGAUGAUUUUGUGUACAUAAAAUGUAACGUUUUGCGCCUCAAUAAUAUUUCAAAAACAGAUUAAAUUCGACUAGUUACACGACGACAGAUAAUUGAUCGAAAGAAAAAUAUAUGUCGAUUUAUCUAGUUGUAAUUAAGUACCUACCACUACUUGUAAUUAAUUAUCCGCAAAGACAAAUUCGAUACAAUAUUGCGUAUAUCUAAGUCGGUUUGAGAUAGAUCAAGUACGAUAUAUAAAUAUAUAUAUUUAUGUCCAGACAUGAAUAACACGAAUGUUUUUAAAUAUUUAUAAUAAAAAAUAAAGAAAUCUACCGCGCGUA